Messenger RNA from Chondrus crispus (carragheen), 1416 nucleotides. RefSeq lists its product as hypothetical. NCBI's taxonomy places the organism in Eukaryota, Rhodophyta, Florideophyceae, Gigartinales, Gigartinaceae. The record is from RefSeq and is a predicted model, not a curated record. Gene Ontology annotation, cellular component: cytoplasm. Gene Ontology annotation, molecular function: protein binding. Bases 1 to 1416 code for a protein of 471 amino acids. The transcript has a single exon. Gene Ontology annotation, biological process: cell surface receptor signaling pathway; cytoskeleton organization.
AUGAAGCGUCGAAAGCGCAGAAGAACGAUGCGUCCACCUAGUGACCCGGCAGAGGAAGCUGCCCACAUGCAACGUUACAAGCGUCGUUCGUCAGAAACAAAGAUUUGUGUGAAUGGUAUUUGCAGCGUUCAUCCACAAAAGCGACUGCUUCCCUUUCCCACUGGCUUCUCAGAUUCCGAUAAAGCAGAACAUCUAGCAUGUACUGUGGAUGGUUUGAAGGUAAGCUAUGUCGGUCCAGGUCGUGAUGAAAAAGAUGCGGCAUCCGUCAGGACAAAUAAUCCAAUCCCGACGAAGGGUUUAGCGCUCUAUUAUUUCGAAAUCACCGUGCUUGAUCAAGGGGACACUGGUCGAAUCGGCGUGGGGCUAUGCGCCCAAAAUGUGAAAUUAGGGAAGAUGCCUGGGUGGGAGGAGGAUAGCUUCGCCUAUCACGGUGACGAUGGUCUGCUUUUCCGUCAGACUGGAAACGCCGGUGCGCAGUAUGGUCCCAAGUAUGGGACAGAUGACGUCAUUGGGUGUUGUUGGGACCAGGUAGACAACACAGUCUUCUUCACCAAGAACGGGAAGAAUCUGGGUCCAGCGUUUAACAACCUCAGUGGCUCUCUCUAUCCGACUAUUGGUAUGCAAUCGACGAAAGGUCGAAUCCGUGCGAAUUUUGGAAGGAACCACUUCCUUUUCGACAUCGAAGCCCACGCCCAUCAGCAAAGACAGAAAAUUCUCAACUCAAUAACAGAGAGAAAACUGCCGACGGACUAUCGAAUCCUCAGUGACACAGUCUUGUCGUAUCUCAUGCACAACGGCUAUUCGCUAACAGCAGCGGCAUUUGCAAAGGAUGCAGGGCGGGAGGCAAUGUACGAACAAGGACAAGAGUCCAUGUUGAAACGAAAAGUAGUCUGUGAUAUGGUAGUCGCGGGUGACAUUGAUGGCGCUAUGCUUCAACUGGAAGAGGAGUUUCCGCAGGUGUUGAAGACGCAGGUGAAUGUGCGCUUCCUGCUCAUGACGCAGAAGUUCAUCGAGAUGAUUGUGAGCGGCGCGAGCUCUGAAGAGACUGUAGAGUAUGGUCGGGAGAAACUGCGAGUAUUCCAAGACAAAGACUAUCUGCAGGCGCAAGAAUCUGCUGCUGGAACGGAAAUCCUAAAUGUUGCGGAUUCAUCAAAACAGUAUGAAGAGACAUUACGCGAUGUCUACAGUCUAUUAGCAUACAGGGACCCCGCAGAAAGUCCAAUGGGAUAUCUCACGAAGCAGAGCCGAAGAGAAGUAGUAGCUGACAAACUGAAUUCAGCCAUCCUUGCUACUCAAAAGCGCCCAAUGCGGUCAAUUCUUGAGAGAUUCUUGUCGCAUACAGAGUCUAUCCUUAGCCAACUUUUGAAAAUGGAGAAUGGACCUGCCGCGCUAGUUGCCGUGCAAGACUUGUUAUGA